Colias croceus (clouded yellow) is the source of this 6402-nucleotide messenger RNA. RefSeq names its product DENN domain-containing protein 5B (gene pns). The coding region runs from base 219 to 4241 and encodes 1340 amino acids. The transcript has 24 exons. The record is from RefSeq and is a predicted model, not a curated record. Gene Ontology annotation, molecular function: small GTPase binding; guanyl-nucleotide exchange factor activity. NCBI's taxonomy places the organism in Eukaryota, Metazoa, Arthropoda, Insecta, Lepidoptera, Pieridae.
AUGCGUAUGAUAAAGAUAGUUCAUAAUCGAAUUUUUAAUAAAAUAACAAUGUUUUAAUGAGUUCAAAUAACACUCCUUACUAAUGGGUUUUAUAGAAAUUGCGUGUUCAUUAAGAUGUAGUGUAAAAUGUUUAAAACGACACAAUAAAAAUGAUAGAAAAUUUGUGUGAAACUGCAACUACAAGAGAAAGUAUCUCAAAUAGUAAAUAACGGGUCGAUAUGAAUAUGUCUGUCACGGAUUUAUCUGUGGGAUGUCGUUUCGCCGACUAUUUUGCAAUAUGUGGAUUAGAUUUUGACUCAGGCCUAGAAACAGAUCGACUAUCAGGUGACAAUCUACAUAUUUCUCCCCUAGACCGUUCCUACAAGGGAAAGGUUCUUGCUCAUUAUCCUGAUAAUAUUCACAAUAAUGCCUUUGAUGAACAUGCAGUAUGUAUGCUCUGUUUGCCAGCUGGUCUGCAAUUUAGGACACAAAAACACUCCCUAGAACCAAAAUUUCAUAGCUUUGUUGUAACAAGAGAAAAUGCAUCAAGAUACUAUGGUUUCAGUCUCAUUUUCUAUGAAGAAGUUAGAAAUAGAAACAUAUGCAGUGCUAUGCAUACAUUGCAGGCCAUGUACAUCACUGAACUGUCUAGUGGACAAACUCCACCAGGCCACAGGAAGAACUCUGGCAAAGAAAGUUCAAGAUCACUUCCUAGAUCAUUCAAACUUGCACCACAUACGGGAUCUGCUCUCACAUACUAUGAUAUAGCCAAAGAUAAACUCUAUGUAGCCAAAAGUAUAGCCCUCAUAUGCCAAUAUCCUUUUGUAAGGGUAGCACAAUUAUUUUUAGAGAAUUUAUUUAGAUCCUUACCUCGUCAACCGGGUCCUGGGCUUAGUCCUGAAUCAUAUGUGUAUAACUUAUUAUAUGAAGUGCCAGUACCACUGCCAGGGCAAGCGUUGCGGCUAUAUGUUCCUCCAUCGGAACCACAUCUCGAUCCCAUACCUGUUGUGAUACGAAUGCCAAAUCCACCAGAAGAGUUACCACUACUUGAUUACCCAUUGCGUGCAAUGUUCAAUACUUUGGGUGUAGAAUGCAUUGUGCAAUUGUUUACUUGCGUGCUUUUAGAGCAUCAAGUUUUGCUUAGGUCAAAUGAUUACAAUAAGCUUAUGCUAGUAGCUGAAUGUAUUGUGUCGUUAUUGUUGCCAUUCUCGUGGGCUCAUGUGUAUGUGCCAAUAUUGCCAGCUCCUUUAUAUCAUUUCCUUGAUGCGCCGGUGCCUUUUGUGAUGGGUUUACAUUCGGAUGGUUCAUCCGUCGUCGGUUCAGGUGGACCAAGGAACAUAGCUCUUGGUUCAGAAGCAGCACUAUGUUUAGUCGAUAUUGAUAAACCUGACAUUCAGCUUCCUGAAGAACUUCCAAUACUACCACAUAGAACACCGUUUAUUGAAGAACUUAAUCAUGUCUUAGAUAAACAUCAGGUGGACAGGCCAGAAACGGAACCAACAAAACUUGGAGUUCCCUUGAAUGGCACUUCUUAUAAACACAUGAAUGAUGGCAUGAGCAGCAGUUGUACGCUGCCUUCAGGUGGUCUUCGUCGCAAGCAUUCAUUCCACGACGUUCUAGAAUGGGACGAGAGUCGUCCGUUGAACGCGUCCCCGCCGGGCUCGCCGACGCGACGACAUCCGCGUCGAAUGGAUGCGCUGCAGCGAAUAGUUGAUAUUGUUAAACGGACUGGAGUAAAUAUAGAUGACGUGGAUGCGGAAACAGUGAUGCCAACUACAAAGAAAAAGAUACUAAACGACGAAGAGCAGUACAACGAAGAUAUACGUUUCAAUAUAGCGAUACGGGAAACAUUCCUCAAUAGAUUUGUGCACAUGUUCCUUAUGUAUGAAAAUUUUGUGAUCAUGCCAGACCAGGAUCGGGACUCGUGGCUGUCAUCUAGAGAAUCGAUGGUGAAUUUUGACAAAGCAUCAUUUCUGUCAGACCAACCGCAACGUCACCGGCCAUUCCUAUCGCGUUUUCUAGAAACGCAAAUGUUCGCAACUCUCAUAGACAACAAAAUAAUGGCCAAUUGGGGAGAAUAUGAUGUCAACCUCCAAGUAUUCGAACAUAGGAUUAAAAUUGUAAGACGUCGGCUGGGCGAGGGGGGGCUGGCGACGCGCGGGUACAGCGUGUGGGCGGGCGCGGCCGCGAGCGCCGCCCGCGCGUGGAGCCCGGCCGAGCUGGAGGUGGGCGCGCCGGCCGAGCGGCUGCCGCACCGCGCCGCGUACUACCGCGCUUUCCCGGCGAGACUAGACGCCUCCGCGCUCGCGCCGCCGCCCGCGUCCGACCGCAGAACUAACAGUUUAAAGCGUAUAAAGAACGCAAAAUGGCAAGUGAAAGAUUGCCCCCCAGAAUUAUUGCUGGGCGAUAUUGGGAGACGAUUGUCUACAGAAGUGACUCCAGCGGCGAUUGCUCAGAAUAAUAGGACUUUUGUUGAAAAGCUACUAAAGGAAUGCAAAAGUAAAACAAAAAGGAUGUUACUAGAAAAAAUGGGCACAGAAGAAAGUGACCUUGGCUUAGGUGUCGAAAUAUCUAUAACAGGAGUGGAGGAAAGUACUAUGAUAGCCUCGCUAUGUGAUCUUCUGGAGAGACUCUGGUCUCAUGGCUUACAGCACAAAAUGGGAAAAUCUGCCCUUUGGAUGCACCUUAUGAACUAUCAAGAAUUGGAACAAUGCAGUAAUGCCUCUAAACCAAUUGACCCUAAUUAUCUUACACCAGCUUUGGCUUGGUGUGUAUUGCGCAAGAGACUGGAUUACCUAUCAUCAGUUGGUGCAGAAGUUGAAGCCCAACAGAGCGCGAGUAAUUCGACGCGUUCCCGGGAUAGUUCCAGGGGUGGAUCCCGGGAUAGUUCCCGAGAUCGUCUUAGUAAUUCUGGAACGCUAGAACGGAAAUCGUCACAACCUACAAAUCCUUUGCGACCAUUGCCAGAAAAUCUUACUUUUGAUAUGAGGAAUGUCCAAGCCAUGACUGACAUAAAAACAGAAAUAGGUUACGCCCGCGCUUGGGUUAGAUUAUCCCUUGAAAAGAAGUUACUAUCGAAACAUCUGCGUGAAUUGCUUUCCGAUACAACGUUACUUCGAUCUCAAUAUAAGAGGACGGCGUUUUUGCGAUGUGAAGAAGAACGGGAACAGUUCCUGUACCAUCUGUUGACGUUGAAUGCCGUUGAUUAUUUUUGUUUCACUAAUACCUAUCCUACUACAAAGUUACCAUAUCGUGUUUUAAUAGUACCAUCGCGUAAGGCGAGCCAAACUACAGCAAAUUGUUGGCUCUCUAUAUCAGGCGCUAACGGAGAAUCCACACCGAAAAUUCCAAUUCCUCGUAAUACCAUGGAAUUCGUGUUUCAUCAUAAAAACUUGGGUGUUUUGUCAACCCUACAAAUUGGACAUGAUAAUUCCGGCUUAUCACCACGAUGGCUGCUGGAUCACAUUUAUGUGAGGAAUGAAGUCACAGGCCAUACUUAUUUGUUCCCAUGCAACCGCUGGUUCGGCACGGGCGUGGACGACGGCUCCACAGAGCGCGUGUUGGUGGCGGCGCGGUCCCGCUGCGAGCGGCAGUCGCGCCAAUCGGAGCACGCGCAGAUCGCGCAGGCUAAUAACGCUCUGUCGCCCACUACUACGCAUUUAUCCACGUCCACUAUACAGCAUAUGAUUGGUGACUGUGUUAACGCGAUAGUGAAAUGGCAUUAUCAGUCUAAACGGGAUAAAGACGCGAACUCACUCAGCGUGCUUCUAUGUGGUGAAAAUGGCUUGGUCAAAUGUUUAGAACAAGCAUUUCUUUGUGGAUUCAAAUCGGCGAGACUGUUUGGAAAGAAUCUCUUCAUUUGGGACUAUUUUACUAGAGUAAAAGACGAGUUCAAAAUGAGUUUAUGCGAUGAAGGAAAUAUGCAAUCGAAUAAGAGCUGUGGUGUAGCAUAUAACUGUAGACAGGACCAGGAACACAGAGCUAUUUGGAGAUGUUACUGUCACCUCAUGGACGAGAUAAAUAGUGUGGGUCGUACUUUGGGUAAAGAUGGCAAGUUCCAGCUUUUUGUCUGCCUUAGUUUACGUGAGCACUGGCUUCAUAGAAUGCUAGUACCGAUGUCGAUGACCCGCGUCACCACCGAGAUGUACGAAGAACAAAGCUUUCUGCGCAAACGUGGCUUGCUUACAUUCCUCAGACAAAUACUAGAACCGCUCGAUGAGUUCGAUAUUGUUCUGGAAAACUCCUUAACUCAAGGCAUUUAAUUCAAACACAAGGGGUAUUUUAUAAAUGACAAUUAAAGUUUAUACGCGUAUGGUUCAGUGAAAUUUUGACAAAACUCGAAAGUUGAUCUAAUCUAAUAGUUAUUAAAGUUGCAUUUCCACUGCCCAUGUUAGCUCUCGCUCGUACUUGAUUAAUAUAAAUUAUUAUUAGAGUGUUAUUCAGAAUUGCUAGAAAUCGUUUAGUGAUACGGAUAAAGUUGAAUGAAGUAUAGUCGUGUCGGGCUCUCAAAUAUUCCUAACAUGACAUUAUUUAUAUUUUUCGUACUCCAAGAUUAGAUUAUAUUUGUGAAUGUCGUAGUUUCGUUGCUUGGAAAGUAAUAUAGUUCUUAAGUUGGUGUCUUUCUGUUUGACAUUCAUGUGAACUAAUAUGAUCUAAACUAAAUACUCGAAAUCAAAAGAUAUUCUUUUAUUGAAUACUCAUAGUAGAUGUAGUUCCAUUUACUACGAUUAGACUCGAAAGUUAUGAAUUGCUAAAUGACGUUAUUUUUCAGGGUAAUUUGUUAUUGAAUAUUUUAUUGUUGUUUUUUUGUUACUUGCCAUGUAUCCAAAGAUUUUUGCAUUAUAUUUUUUUUUUUUGUUAUUGAUUGAAGUGCGCGUUAUUGUUUAGAAUUAGUGAACCUCGAUGUGACUAGGUUUUAUUAGAGUUCGGCGUAGAAUGAGGCAUCAUUAAUUUAGCAAUAGUGUUCGUUAAGUUUUAUUUUUAUGUAAGUUUUAGGCAAUUUUAAGAGUCCCUGCCAAAUAAUUAUAUGUAUACAUAUUAUAUAUCUUAUUAGGGAACUGAUUAUAUCUUACCUUUGGUGAAAUUAUCAAUACUCAACACGCACAGAAUUCAAUGAUAUGAAUAUUACUAUAACAACGUAAGUUGUCUCUUACCAACUCUUAAUUUUGUCAAUUAAUAGUCAUUAUUUCUAUUUGUCUAAACAAAAUCUUUCUCUGUUCCCAUUACUGGAUUUUAAAUAAAAGUCCAUUGCACAAGUGUAUGCAUAAAGUAUAGUAACAUACAAUAAGGACAUUAAAUUGUAUGUCCGUAGUAUAGGGUGUGCUUUGAAAUUUAUUUUUUCUUAAAGUUAUUAAUGUAUGCUAAUGAAAUAUUAUGUUAUUAAUAUGCCGAGAAAGUAAACUAGUUUCAUAAUUAUAAUUCUCAUAUCAACUGAGUGUAUCAACUAAUAAGCUUUGGUGUUACAUUUAUUUGAAAAAUGUAUAACUGUUUGCACAAUUUACUUUAGGUAUCGCCUAUCUUUCAAUUAUCAUCGAUAUUAUUACUAUAAUAUGGCGACUAUAAUAAUAUUAAGUACUUGUGUAAUUAAUUUCUUGAAUUAAAUCUUCGUCUUAAUACAUUUAAAAAUCAUAUAUUAAAAAUAUAGUUUAUAUUUAAUGAAUAAUUUCUUAAUGCACACUUUUUUAUGUAGUCAUUUAUCUUUGGAGUGUGGAGCUAUGAUUUUACUGUGUAUAGGCAAAAAUUACUGUUUAUUUUUAAAAUCUGAAUAUUUAUAUGUGCCGUCCUGCAAAAUUGUAAACAAUUUAUGCGACAUUUAUGACAUCCGUCUAUUUAUUAUGAUUUCUAAAUGUGCCAAAUUGAAAUCAAAUUUCUAUCCGUUUUGUACUUUGCGUUCUGUGUUUGCGUUCUUUAAUAUGAAUUUAUCGUUUAUAAAACCUACCCUACAUAAAUACUUAAUAGUUAAUAUGUAGUACUUUUUUUUCGGGAGAGAUUUUGUGUAUUAAUUCAAAAGGUCAAUUAUAAAUAAGCUAUAUGAAAGUAAUUAUUCAUGUACAUAUAUGUACGAUCAUUAAUUACAUACAUCGUAAUGCAAAAUAACGUCGAAGUUAAUUUCGUGUGAACUAUUUUAGCAUUCAAUUUCAAUUUUAAAAUGGUUAAUAAUUUAAAACUGUAAAACUAGGUACUAUUCAGAAUGUCGGAAUGUAUGUUUAUAUACUUUAAAAUGAACUGAAACAUUUCUUCCAAUAAUUUAAAAUGGUUUCAAAACAAAUAUAUUUUAACAAUAUGAUAUGAUUUUAAAUGCAUGUGUAGAAUUAUAACCAUAAUUGAAAUUUUUUGCUAUUUUUCUAAAUAUUUUAUUUUAUCCGAUCAGCACAAUUAAGGGCCGAUUUUUCAUUCCUUGGUUAAAACUUAUCCGUCCAAUAA